Molecule: messenger RNA, 1230 nt
Organism: Brenthis ino (lesser marbled fritillary)
Lineage: Eukaryota; Metazoa; Arthropoda; Insecta; Lepidoptera; Nymphalidae
Source: the annotation of a GenBank genome assembly
AUGCAAUCAAGUGAGAAACGUACUAAAAUGUUGGAUUUAGCAUCCUUGGAGCCGGCUACAAGGGUCAAACAAUUAGCAAGUUACGGAACCGUGGUUGAAGUCGACCCCAAUGUCCCACCAAGAAGAUAUUAUAGAUCAGGCUUGGAAAUGGUGAGAAUGGCGAAUGUAUAUUUAGCAGAGGGCAGCUUUGAAAAUGCUUACAUUUUAUAUAUGAAAUUCAUGACAUUAUUUGUGGAGAAAAUUAGAAAACAUCCAGAGUAUAGUACAGUUCCUUCUGAAGUUAAAGCAGUAAAUCAAUCAAUGUUAAAAGAAGUAAUGCCAAAGGCUGAAAAAUUAAAGCAGAAGCUACUAGAACAAUAUAAAAGAGAACAUAUACAUUAUUUAGAGAAUGAGGAAAAGAAAAGAAUAGCUGAAGAGGCAAGAAGAAAACAAGAACAGGAAGAUGAAAAACUUGCACAGCGCCUUCAAGCAGAUGAAAAUAGACAAGAUGGGCACAAGUCUACACCUCACCUAUUAAAUGCUGAGGACUGGGCAGUAACACCAACUGCGCCACCAGUGGAUGGAGUAUUAUAUCCAGAUGAUUUUGCGACAGAGCCUCCCCGAGCACCACCACACCAUUACCACCCCACACCACCACUCAUACCACCAUCGAGACCACAUGACGCAGGCAUAAGCGAUUACCUCCCAUCUCAUAUUGGGGAGCGUAGGUUGCGUAUGGUGAUGGUCCCAGCGGCACUACUACCGAAGUUCCUCGCGCUAGCCGCCUCUAAUACUGCAAGGAAUAUCGAGUUAUGUGGUAUCCUUGCAGGAAUUUUGGAACGAGAUCAACUUAAAAUAACACACGUAGUGGUGCCCAAACAAACGGGUACGGCGGACUCGUGCAGUACUAACAAUGAAGAAGAGAUUUUCCACUACCAGGACCAACACAAUCUCAUCACAUUGGGCUGGAUACAUACGCACCCGACGCAGACCGCGUUUCUCUCCUCAGUGGAUCUUCACACGCAAUGCUCUUACCAGUUGAUGAUGCCGGAGGCUAUCGCCAUUGUCUGCGCACCUAAAUAUAACGAGACGGGCUACUUCGCGCUGACGUCAGACUACGGCAUGCAGUACAUAGCCAACUGUCGGCAGACCGGCUUCCACCCGCACCCCAACGACCCUCCGCUCUUCUGUAGUGUGUCUCACAUACGAUUAGACGAGUCGGCGCCGGUGGAAAUGGUGGACCUUAGAAGA